Molecule: messenger RNA, 847 nt
Organism: Ylistrum balloti
Lineage: Eukaryota; Metazoa; Mollusca; Bivalvia; Pectinida; Pectinidae
Product: small ribosomal subunit protein eS1
Exons: 6
Coding region: 20-808 (262 amino acids)
Biological process (GO): translation
Cellular component (GO): cytosol; ribosome
Molecular function (GO): structural constituent of ribosome
Source: RefSeq, a predicted model, not a curated record
UUCGCCUCAAAUAGCCAAAAUGGCCGUAGGAAAAAAUAAGAGGCUUACUAAAGGUGGCAAAAAGGGAGCCAAGAAGAAGGUAAUUGAUCCCUUCACCAAAAAAGACUGGUAUGAUGUUAAGGCACCAUCCAUGUUUGUUGUCCGUCAAAUUGGUAAAACUCUGGUGACGAGGACACAAGGAACAAAAAUUGCCUCUGAUGGUUUGAAAGGUCGAGUGUUUGAAAUUUCCUUGGCUGAUCUGCAGAAUGAUGAGGUGUCUUUUAGAAAGUUCAAGUUGAUGGCCGAAGACGUCCAAGGUCGCAACGUACUGACCAACUUCCACGGCAUGGACCUGACAAGAGACAAGCUCUGUUCAAUGGUCAAGAAAUGGCAAACAUUGAUUGAGGCUCAUGUGGAUGUGAAGACCACCGAUGGAUUCCUACUCAGGAUGUUCUGCAUCGGCUUUACCAAGAAGAAGCAGUACCAGGUCAAGAAAACCUGUUACGCCCAGCACACACAGGUGAAGACUAUCAGAAAGAAGAUGGUGGAUAUCAUCACACGAGAGGUAUCAUCAAAUGACAUGAAGGAGGUCGUCAACAAACUAAUCCCAGACAGCAUUGGCAAAGACAUUGAGAAAGCUUGCCAAGGCAUCUACCCAUUACAUGAUGUGUACAUCAGGAAAGUCAAGGUCCUGAAGAAGCCCAAGUUUGACUUGGGAAAACUAAUGGAGCUUCACGGUGAAGGAGGAGCAAAGACCGUUACAACAGAAUCUGGUGAACAAGUUACACGGCCUGAGGGAUACGAACCACCAGUGCUGGAGUCGGUCUAACUCUGUAAAUUAUGUAAUAAAUAAGAACUGUGAAGGAAA